Messenger RNA from Tupaia belangeri chinensis (Chinese tree shrew), 739 nucleotides. Its product is annotated as phosphoinositide 3-kinase regulatory subunit 6-like. Gene Ontology annotation, cellular component: phosphatidylinositol 3-kinase complex, class IB. The coding region runs from base 93 to 695 and encodes 200 amino acids. Gene Ontology annotation, biological process: G protein-coupled receptor signaling pathway; positive regulation of MAP kinase activity. Lineage: Eukaryota; Metazoa; Chordata; Mammalia; Scandentia; Tupaiidae. The record is from RefSeq and is a predicted model, not a curated record. Gene Ontology annotation, molecular function: 1-phosphatidylinositol-3-kinase regulator activity. The transcript has 2 exons.
GACAGUAGUGUGAGGGCUCUCUCUGUGGACCACAGGGCCUUUGAUCCCUGUGGAGUCUGCAGGCUCCUGUUUAUCUGCAGCGUUUGAGAAACAUGGACCCCAGGCGUUUCCUGGCGAGCCCCCACCUGACUGUCCCCUGUUCUUCCGCCGCAGGGAAGGAACUGGUGCUCUUCCUGCGCCCGCGAUCCCAGCUGCGGCUCAGCACCGACCUGGAGGCCUUGGAUCUGGGGGGCCUGCGGCCCGACCGGGAGCUGGCCCGGGUGUCCGUGCUGUCCACCGACAGUGGCAUCGAGCGGGACCUUCCCGCGGGGGCUGAUGAGCUGCCGGCUCCCAGCAGCCCCGAGAUGGAGCGUGGGGGACUACAGCGCAAAGGAGGCAUCAAGAAGCGUGCGUGGCCCCCAGACAUCUCGAUGCCGGGAAGCUGGGACGGGCCCCCCGGGCUGCACCGGAGGACGGGCAGGCCCAGCGGGGAUGGGGAGCUGCUGCCCGGCAUCUCCCGGCUGCACACGGCCCGCGUGCUGGUGCUGGGGGACGACAGGAUGCUGGGGCGCCUGGCCCAGGCCUACCACAGACUCAGGAAACGAGAGACCCAGAAGUUCUGCCUCACGCCCAGACUCAGCCUGCAGUUCUACUACAUCCCUGUGCUGGCGCCUGAGGUGACGGGCAGGGCAGGAGCGAGGGGACCCCUGGGCUAGGGACGGGGCAGGCACACACCUGUAGCCUCAACACCCUCUGGCUC